Messenger RNA from Mytilus californianus (California mussel), 1612 nucleotides. RefSeq names its product acidic fibroblast growth factor intracellular-binding protein-like. The record is from RefSeq and is a predicted model, not a curated record. Gene Ontology annotation, cellular component: nucleus. The transcript is spliced from 11 exons. NCBI's taxonomy places the organism in Eukaryota, Metazoa, Mollusca, Bivalvia, Mytilida, Mytilidae. Bases 135 to 1223 code for a protein of 362 amino acids.
AUUUUGAUUAUCUCCCUUGAUACAACUAUUAACCAAAAUUUAGUGCCGACAGACAGUUCUAGUGUAGUCCAACUGUGGCGUGCAAUGUGAUGCAAUUAUUGAAGGCAAAUUUGUAAGAUUUUUUCAAAUUGGUUAUGGCAACAUUAGAUGUGUUUGUUGGAAACUUCACCAUAAUUGACUUUGAGCUGUAUGAUCUAUGGCUUAAUGGAUUAUCAGAUGUGGAUGCUGCUCAUGUCUUACAGAAAGGAGAGUUACAACAUUGUCCUUGGGUCACAAUUGAGGACAUUGUCAGUGAGGUUCAUGACCAUUACAGACUCUUUAACCAUCUUGAGAAAAUAUUGAAAAAUCCAACACACCUUGCAGACCAACAAAUUCAUCAAAUUGAUGCAGAGGCACAAACACUUCUUAUUGAAAAAUAUUAUCAGUUUGAUGAAGUUGUCAUCAGAGAAAUUUUAGGAAAGAAAUUAUCUGGAAGAAAUAGGAAAGAUUUAGAUGAUGUCAGUGAAAAAACAAGAAUGAGUAUAAAAAAAUGUAGAAGACAGUUUGAUAAUUUGAAAAGAGUUUUUAAGACUGUAGAAGAAAUGCUGGGAUCCUUGGUAGACAAUAUAAAGACACACUACCAGAUAUCAGCUGAUUUAGCAAGGAAGUAUGCUGCUUUAGUAUUUAUUGCCAACAACAGAUUUGAAACUGGAAAGAAGAAACUGAGCCAAUACUCAUUGCUUACAUUUAUAAAAUGUGCAAAUCAGAUGAUAGCAAACUGGUCAUAUAGUGCUGAUGAAUGUAAAAGCCAUCAAGAUAUGGAUGUUGAUUUAGAUCGGAAAUUUCUACAAGAUCUGAGAGAUUUAAAGCCUUUACUGGAAAAAGAAAGUAUAGAAGAACACAGAAGUUUUGUUCUGCAAGCAUUGCGGUCUAGUAUUUCAAGGAGGGCAUUGCAAGAUCUGGAAGAUAACUUUAAGAAUGUAUCAAAGUCCAUUAUAAACAUAGCAAUGGGAUUGAAUCAUAGCAGAGAAGUUAGGGAUAUUUUCAUUGAUAUAUAUGAAAAGAUUGUGGAACCUUGUCAACAAGCUAGAUGGAGUAAGGAAGAUUUGCAAAGUUUUGUUACUGUUUACCAAGCUACAGCUAAAGAUAUGGAAUUAAUGAAAUAUCAACCAGAAUUACAGAUUGUAUGGGACAGAUACAUGAAUACGAUGAGUAAUUGUAUAUUAGAACUGUUUCCAUCCUGACAUUGCUGAUAACUAUGUUAUAAAUAUCUAGUCAAACACAAAAUCAUAAAAACUUGAUGAACUAUCAAGAUAGUUGUAAUUAUACCCAUACUGAACAGUUUAAGAUGUAGCUUGGUGUGAUGUAAUUAGAUUACUAUGGUUGCUGCCUCAUUACAUUCCAAAUAUUCAUAAACAAGAUGGCAGCGAAGAUCAACAUAUAUAUAUCAGAUAUUUGAUUGCAUAUUAUGCCAUUUUAUUGCAAUCAGUUAACAGUGUAACUUGAGACAAAUUUUUUUUGUGAAAAAUGUAUAUUAAAUGUUUACAGUUAUGACUGACAUAAAGUCAUUUUAUAAGCUUAAAUUUUUACUUGUAACUGUAGAUAAUAAUAAUAAAAAAAAAUUUCUACUGAA